UGCAAUAAUGUUAAAAAGUGUUUUUUGUGUUUUUGUGCAGUGAAAAAAAAAGGGGAAUUCGCGGUGUCCGAACAAACAGUCAGUCAUGUGUAAGUCCGUCGUGCCACACAACCUAAAUUAACAGCUCGGCCAAGCUCGAACACAAUUUUUGUAGGUCUAACACCCCUUCCAUGAACUUCAUAAGUUCAGACAUACUAGGAAAACGGAUAAAGAAAGUGUCUGAAGAGAACAUUUGGAAUACGUUGGAAAUAACGAGAAAGGACACCAAUAAACUUAUCCCAUAUUCCCGCACCGAUGUGAUUUGGGUUCCAAAUCCUCUACACAGACUGAUCAAAAAAGAUAUUGUUCAAGAAAUGCCAGCUGCAACAAUAGGUAACUAUGUGUCGGCAGGCAGUGUCCAGCAUCCCAACAAUGAGGAGUGUGGUAUCAGAGAUGUGUGGGCACACAAUUUGGAGGAGGAAUUCAGAACUAUUCGACAGAUAGUGCAGAAAUACCAGUAUGUUGCCAUGGACACUGAAUUCCCAGGGGUUGUUGCUAGACCAAUAGGUGAAUUUCGCAGCUCUGCCGAUUAUCAGUAUCAAAUGUUGAGGUGCAAUGUGGAUUUACUAAGAAUAAUUCAAUUGGGGCUCACUUUUUUGGAUGAUAACGGCAAAACACCCGGUGGGUCUUAUACAACUUGGCAGUUCAACUUUAAAUUUAACCUACAAGAAGAUAUGUAUGCUCAAGACAGUAUUGACCUACUUACAAAUUCGGGGAUUCAGUUUAAGAAGCACGAGGACGAGGGUAUAGAGCCGCUCGAGUUUGCCGAAUUGCUAAUGACCUCAGGAAUUGUGCUGAUGGAUAACAUAAAAUGGCUCUCUUUUCAUUCUGGAUACGAUUUCGGUUAUUUGAUCAAACUAUUGACCGACAAUAAUCUACCUCAGGAUGAAAAUGAUUUCUUCGAACUGCUCAAACUUUAUUUUCCCACGAUAUACGAUGUAAAAUAUUUGAUGAAGUCAUGCAAGAAUUUGAAAGGAGGCCUCCAGGAAGUCGCAGAGCAGCUUGAUUUAGAAAGAAUAGGACCCCAACAUCAGGCCGGCUCUGAUUCUUUACUAACAGGGAUGGCCUUCUUCAAAAUGAAGGAGAUGUUCUUCGAAGACACUAUUGAUGACUCCAAAUUUUCUGGCCAUUUAUACGGUUUGGGUACGUCGUUUGCUGUUAAUGGCACGUCUACCAACUAUACGACGGACAACGGUGACACCACGAAUUCAUCAUGAAAGGCAUAUUUGGAGUGUUUUCAGUACUUAUUUGUGUUAUUAUGAAAGGAGAAACUUUCUACUAAGCGAGAAAAUAUAUUAAGUAAAAGUUUCAACAGGAAUGGCAGUAUAUUUCUUUUGUAUAAAACUUUAUGUAUGUAUAUAUACCAUGGAGAGACUACUUGUCAUUAAUUAUACCAUGUAUAUAUAACAGUUUGCACAUAAUAGUUUUCAGUUGUUUUUAUCUCUUGGGUACAACCAGCUCUAUAAAGUAAAUGUGGUGCCACCACUCAUAAUCUUGUAAAAUAUUUGUGUAUUAAUUUUUAUUUCGAUGAUCUUAAAAUUAAUUGUAAAAUUAUAUGUUGACGUAGUUUUCUAGUUUAUUUUAUACAUUUUCAUAAAUUGUGAAAUUUUUAUCUAAAUAAAAAUAAGUUAAAUUGUU
Aethina tumida (small hive beetle) is the source of this 1677-nucleotide messenger RNA. Its product is annotated as CCR4-NOT transcription complex subunit 7. NCBI's taxonomy places the organism in Eukaryota, Metazoa, Arthropoda, Insecta, Coleoptera, Nitidulidae. The transcript is spliced from 7 exons. Gene Ontology annotation, molecular function: poly(A)-specific ribonuclease activity; nucleic acid binding. Bases 171 to 1256 code for a protein of 361 amino acids. The record is from RefSeq and is a predicted model, not a curated record. Gene Ontology annotation, cellular component: P-body; CCR4-NOT complex; CCR4-NOT core complex.